UAGAUACAUUGCAAUCGUUUAUCCACUAAAACCACGAAUGACUAAAAGAAAAGCGAUCACUCAAAUUAUAAUCGUAUGGAUCUGUGGUAUAAUGUUUGCGAUGCCGUGUCUUGUCUUCGGUCAGACACUAACCAUACCUUACGACCAAAACAUAAGCCGAACCAUAUGUUUGCUCGAAUGGCCCGACGGUCUGUCCGGACAGUCAGAAUUGGAUUUCAUCUAUAACAUAGUGUUUCUACUGUUGACAUACAUCGUUCCCGUGUCAACAAUGGUCAUCGCCUAUUCACUCAUGGCUCGAGUCUUAUGGGGCUCUCAGGCCAUAGGAGAGGGCGACGCCAACUCUUCGCAACAGCACUCCAUUACCAGAUCCAAGCAGAAAGUGGUCAUCAUGCUCAUUUGCGGUUGGCUCCCAUAUCAUACAUAUUUCUUGUUAACAUAUCACUGGCCAGAACUGAUUUUAUCGCCAUUUAUUCAACACAUAUAUCUCGGCAUCUAUUGGCUCGCAAUGUCUAACUCUAUGUAA
This is a messenger RNA of Medioppia subpectinata, 523 nucleotides long. NCBI's taxonomy places the organism in Eukaryota, Metazoa, Arthropoda, Arachnida, Sarcoptiformes, Oppiidae. The record is from the annotation of a GenBank genome assembly.